UAUAUUAGAUGCGGAGAAAUAUUUAUUCAUUUUAGAUACUGGCAAUAGUCGCAUUGUUGGUUCAAGCUUGAAUGGUUUUCGAUGUUUAGUUGGAUGUAAUGGAGAGGGUUCACAAUCGAAUCAAUUGCAUUAUCCGUUCAGUUUGAGUUUCGAUCGUUUUGGAAACAUGUUUGUUACUGACACAGUAAAUUCUCGAAUUCAAAAAUUUUUCCCGAUGAAAGAUUCUUUUGCUCUUUCAUUCAAUCAACCAAAGUUUUGUUCAUCAGCCACUUGGAAUUUCAAUGGAAUUACUUUUGCUAAUGUAUCGACUGCUGGUCAAGAUCCUCGCGCUAUUUUUGUGAAUACAAACAACACAAUCUAUGUCGCUAAUCGAGAAAAUAACACAGUUAUAAUAUGGCAAGAAGAGAGUAUCAAUCCAACAAAGAUCAUUUCGGGUAAUUUUACAUCACCCAAUUCUCUCUUCGUGACAUCGAAUGGUGAUAUUUAUAUUGGUGAUGGUAAUAGUAACAAGAAUAGUCGAGUACAGAAAUGGAGUCCUAAAACAAGUACCUUUGUCACGGUGAUGAAUGUCAAUUCAUCAUGUUCUGGUUUGUUUGUCGAUAUAAAUGAUACUCUUUACUGUUCAAUGAAUUAUGAUCAUCAAGUUGUGAAAAGAUCAUUAAAUGAUUGCGGGAUGACUUCAAAUAGUAUUGCAGCUGGAACAGGUAUUAAAGGAAUAGCCUCAGAUCAACUCGGAGGUCCUCGUGGAAUCUUUGUGGAUGUGAAUU
Molecule: messenger RNA, 767 nt
Organism: Adineta steineri
Lineage: Eukaryota; Metazoa; Rotifera; Eurotatoria; Adinetida; Adinetidae
Source: the annotation of a GenBank genome assembly